This is a messenger RNA of Schistosoma mattheei, 954 nucleotides long. The record is from the annotation of a GenBank genome assembly. NCBI's taxonomy places the organism in Eukaryota, Metazoa, Platyhelminthes, Trematoda, Strigeidida, Schistosomatidae.
AUGAAUCGUUUAAGAAGAACAUUCAGCUUUCGGAAACGAAAAAAGCAGAGUAAGAGUGAAGCUGGUGAUUCUUCGAAACCACAACAAUGGCUAGAUGAUGAAGUGAAAAUCAAGGAGGGAUUCUGUAGUUUCCAAGUUAAGUAUUUAGGGAAUAUUGAAGUUUAUGAGUCAAGAGGAAUGCAAGUAUGUGAAGAAGCGAUUAAAGCUCUAAGAAAAUCAAAGAAACCUCAAAAAGCUGUUUUAUCUGUCAGCGGUGAUGCUCUACGCGUUUCAGAUGACGUUAGCCAGCAUCUCAUCGUCGAUCAGACAAUUGAAAAAGUUUCAUUUUGUGCUCCUGAUAGAAAUCACGAGAAAGGGUUCGCAUAUAUAUGUCGUGAUGGAGCUACCCGCCGUUGGAUGUGUCACGCCUUUCUUGCCGUCAAGGAAUCCGGUGAACGGUUGUCUCAUGCUGUCGGGUGUGCUUUCGCUAUAUGUUUGGAGAAGAAACAAAGACGUGAACGAGAUGCUCUUCAGUUGGAGGCUUCAGAUGAUCGUCCAACUUUCGCUCGUGUUGGAUCGUUUCGUCCGGCUACUCUCGCCGAACGGCUGCUGGAUCCUCAGUCUACUAUUGUAGUCGACCCAGUGCCAAAACCUAAUAAUAUAUCUUCAACAUUACCUACCACUAUAACUCGGGUGUCUUCACCAGUUAACCAUAUUGGAGCUAUCCCACGACCCCAUGCUAGUCCAUCAAUUAUUGAGCGACAAGGUUCGCUAAGAAUAUUUCCAAAAUUACAAGAGAAUAGUCCUUUCAAAAGAGAUCUUUCAUUACGUCUUGAAGGAGUUCCUUCAAAUGUACGCCGUUUGACCGGAAUAAUUCAAAGUGCACCUAUAGCGGAGGAACCAGAUACAGAAUUCGAACCAACGAAACUAGGUGUAUCUGCUAAAAAUAAUGGGCGACCUGAAAAAACGAAUUAG